AUGAUUUCUCAAACUCCUUUCAAGCGGCAAUUUCCUCUACAAAAUGAUGCCAUAGUCUCAUUUCCGGCUCCACAUGUGAUGUUGGUCGUCUUCAAUCGACCCCAAGUCCUCAACGCCAUGACCAGUUCCGCACAAUAUGACCUCGAAUCACUCUUCUCCUGGUACGACAAUGAACCUUCACUUCGAUGCGCCAUUGUUACGGGUUCGGGCCGGGCCUUUUGUGCUGGGAUGGACCUAAAAGAAUGGAAUCAAACCAACGCGCGUCGAGCAAAUGGUGAACAUGCCGGUCAACCCCCGAUGCCUCGAUCUGGAUUCGCUGCCCUAUCACGACGUCAUGGCAAGAAACCUGUCAUCGCUGCGGUGAAUGGGAUAGCUUUUGGUGGUGGAAUGGAAAUGAUUGCAAACUUGGAUCUGGUGGUAGCGGCCAAGGGAGCACGCUUCGCUCUUCCCGAAGCAAAGCGUGGUGUCGUCGCUUUGGCAGGUUCGUUACCAAGGCUGGCUCGAACAAUUGGCCGUCCGAGAGCGAUGGAAAUGGCGUUAACUGGUAAAAGUAUCACGGCGGAGGAAGCGAAAGAUUGGGGUCUGGUUAAUGCGGUGGUAGAGGAUAAUACUACUGAUUGUGCGGUGCUUGACCGACCAGUUGUCAAGGCCGCAUUGGACUAUGCUGCUACUAUCGUUGAUAACAGUCCCGAUAGUGUGAUUAUUAGUCGUGCGGGUAUCGUGGCUGGCUGGGAAGAUGGGAGCGCGGAAAAUGCUAGUCGCUUACUUGCUGAUAACUGGGAGCCGGCAUUGAAUGAUGGUGAAAAUCUCCAUGAAGGGAUUAAGGCAUUUGCUGAAAAGAGAGCACCGCGCUGGGUGGACAGUAAGUUGUAA
Penicillium malachiteum is the source of this 873-nucleotide messenger RNA. RefSeq lists its product as uncharacterized. The coding region runs from base 1 to 873 and encodes 290 amino acids. Gene Ontology annotation, biological process: fatty acid beta-oxidation. Gene Ontology annotation, molecular function: enoyl-CoA hydratase activity. The transcript has a single exon. Gene Ontology annotation, cellular component: mitochondrion. NCBI's taxonomy places the organism in Eukaryota, Fungi, Ascomycota, Eurotiomycetes, Eurotiales, Aspergillaceae. The record is from RefSeq and is a predicted model, not a curated record.